AUGUCGAGUUCCUUCAACAAGUUUUUCGAGAAAGGCAAAGCCAAGGUCAAAGAAUACGAGCAGAAAUACAACAGCCAGCACUCAUCGAACAAUCAGCAAAGCUACCCCGGCCAGGCCCCUCCUCAAGGCUAUCCAGGCCAACAGCCGCAACCCACCUCCCCUCAAAACGUCCCAUCCCCGUACACCGAGAAAGUGUACUGGAAGCCCUCCUUCGACGCCUCCACCCCAGUAUCCCACAACUUCCGCCACGAACAAGGCGACCACGGCUGGGGCAACAACGAAAAACAAAACUACACCGACAAUCCCGCGAACUCGUUCCACCACGAUAACCGGCUGAUCGUGCGCGGGCUCGUGCAGAACGGAAGCUACACCAGCGCGCGCCUUACAUCGCACCAGACGCUCUCGCGGCCACGGGGCUAUCUCACCGCAACGAUACUGCCCCCGAGUGCGGAAGGCGUGUGGCCCGCAUACUGGAUGCUUCCGAAGGACCCCUUCCAGUGGCCGAACGACGGCGAAGUCGACAUCUGCGAGAGCUGGCAGGGCGAGGGGAGCAACCACACGUGCUUGCAUUGGGGCCAUUACAACGCCGAGGAUCACAACAAACAUCAGGUCGUCGUCACGCCGUUGCACGAUAUCGCCUCGCGCCCGCACACGUAUGGCUUCGCGUGGAUAGAAGAGGAGGGGAUACCGAAUUGGAGGGGUCGCAUGGUGUGGUAUAUCGAUGGGAAGCCUGUCCAGAGGGCGAAUAUUCCGCAGGGCAUCAGGAGGAUGGAGGAUUUCAGGAUAUUGCUUAAUAUUGCGAUGGGUGGGACCGUGUGUCACGGGAAGCUGCCGAGAGAUGGGUAUUACGACAUGGUUGUUAGCGAGAUGAAGAUGUGUGAAGAGCCGGUUGGCGGGUGGGAUCAAUUCGAGAGGGAUUUCGGGUUUACGCCUGAGGGUCAUCCUGUGUAG
This is a messenger RNA of Didymosphaeria variabile, 951 nucleotides long. RefSeq lists its product as uncharacterized. Gene Ontology annotation, molecular function: hydrolase activity, hydrolyzing O-glycosyl compounds. The coding region runs from base 1 to 951 and encodes 316 amino acids. NCBI's taxonomy places the organism in Eukaryota, Fungi, Ascomycota, Dothideomycetes, Pleosporales, Didymosphaeriaceae. The transcript has 2 exons. Gene Ontology annotation, biological process: carbohydrate metabolic process. The record is from RefSeq and is a predicted model, not a curated record.